CCUGUGACAUCAGAGUCCAGACUUUAUAAAUGUCAGCAGGCAUGAGAAUGAGCUCUUAGCAAACAGCUCCACUGGCUGCACCAAUCCACCACACUGGUUAUAGCGGGAGAGACUGACCUGCAUCAGUAACACAAUGGACCGACUGGAUCACUGCGUGAUUACUCUGGCUGUGCUGCUCUAUGUGGCGACACAGGUGCUGUGCCAGCUGUGCAACAGGCCUUGCCUUUGCCCUAAUUCUGUCCCUCAGUGUCCCGCGGGUGUCCCCCUGGUGCUGGAUGGCUGCCGGUGCUGCCAGGUGUGUGCUCGGCAGCGAGGCGAGACCUGCUCAGAGAUGUUGCCCUGCGACAGGCAGAAAGGACUGCAGUGUGACUUCAGUGCCACCUUCCCUGGAGACCCUGGAGAGUGUGUCUCUGAGGAGGAUCUGAGCUGUGAGGUCAAUGGCAUCACUUACCUCAACGGCCAGUCCUUCCAGCCAUCCUGUGACUCCUACUGCCACUGCCGAGGCGGAGGGGUGUCCUGCGUGCCAGCCUGUCCGCUGACUGCUCGUCUUCCCACCCCAGACUGUCCCAGCCCACAAUUUGUCCGGCUACCGGGGAAGUGCUGCAGGGAAUGGGUGUGUGAAAACCUCGACAACACGGUCAUUCAAGAUGCCAUAAGAGCCAUGAGCCCGGCCAGGUCGUGGCCAAAAAUGCCAAGAACUCACCUCCUGAAACAGCUGAUCCUGCCGGCCUCCACCUGCGUAGAGCAGUCCACCCAAUGGAGCGCCUGCUCCCAGAGCUGCGGGGCUGGGGUCUCCACACGCGUCUCCAACCAGAAUCCUGCCUGCAAGCUGCAAAUGGAGACCCGACUUUGUAAAGUGCGACCGUGCCGGCAUGUUCAGUCCCACGGUAAACCCACGAAAGGACACCUGGGUAGGUGCAAGGCCAGCUAUCGGACACCAGGUCCCAUCCGGCUCGUGCAUCAGGGCUGCUCCAGCACUGGAGUCUACCAGCUCCGGUACUGCGGACAGUGCACCGACUCUCGAUGCUGUACGCCCCACAAAACCUCCACCGCUCAGGUGACCUUCCGCUGCCCCACAGGCAGACUGAUGCAGAGGGCUGUGAUGAUGAUCCACUCAUGCGUUUGUCACAACAACUGUCCCUACGCGCCCUACAGUAACCCUGCUCUCUGGCCACACAGGCCCUGAUUGCUCUGUUGACAUACGAACGCGCUGAGCAUAAGACGACUGAUCUGACAACCUGAGAGAUGAAAAACACAAGAUUCAAUUUCAAUGACGAUAGACAUGAAAAUAGUUAGAGGAAACUGUGACUGACCUAGACGAAUGUUGAUUUAGAAACAUUGAUGAACUCUGCACUCUCUUGAAGGCUUCAGGAUGCUUCAGCACCUUGUAAAGCAUUACAUGCUCACCUUCUUUCCACAAACUAAAAAACUCGUAGAAACAUUCUCUUAAAGGGAUACUUCACAUUGUUUCCUGCAAUAGAAAACUCUCUGCAGCUUGGAAAGUUGAAAGACAUUUCCACAAUUCACUGUUCCAGUAAAACAAUGGCUGACCGGAAGAAGUGGAUUUCUACCCCCUUACAGCAACUCAAACGUUCAAACUUUCAUUGCGCUUCAUGUUAAUGCAUAUUUGCAUCAUAUUCUGUCACAGAAUCACCAACUGAGAUUUCAAAUCACCUACCAGACAAAGACUGCAAAAAGCAGAUUUUAAAAUUAAAAUUACUGUUCCAUUUAUCAAGAGUAAAAAAACGCUAUCUGAACCAACUUGACUCUAUUUGAAGUAGGAAUUUCCCCCCUCCCUUAUUAAAUCC
Messenger RNA from Fundulus heteroclitus (mummichog), 1808 nucleotides. RefSeq names its product cellular communication network factor 5 (gene ccn5). Gene Ontology annotation, molecular function: heparin binding; integrin binding. Gene Ontology annotation, biological process: signal transduction; cell adhesion. The transcript has 5 exons. NCBI's taxonomy places the organism in Eukaryota, Metazoa, Chordata, Actinopteri, Cyprinodontiformes, Fundulidae. Bases 134 to 1186 code for a protein of 350 amino acids. The record is from RefSeq and is a predicted model, not a curated record. Gene Ontology annotation, cellular component: extracellular region; extracellular matrix.